Talaromyces proteolyticus is the source of this 1182-nucleotide messenger RNA. RefSeq names its product putative short chain dehydrogenase/oxidoreductase. The record is from RefSeq and is a predicted model, not a curated record. Gene Ontology annotation, cellular component: intracellular anatomical structure. The transcript is spliced from 4 exons. Lineage: Eukaryota; Fungi; Ascomycota; Eurotiomycetes; Eurotiales; Trichocomaceae. The coding region runs from base 1 to 888 and encodes 295 amino acids. Gene Ontology annotation, molecular function: oxidoreductase activity, acting on NAD(P)H, oxygen as acceptor.
AUGUCUUCCGCGCUGCGAAGACCUUCUACUCUAGGAAGAUCAAUGUGGCGAAAAGUGUCGCUUCCCAAUGGUAUUACUUGCAACCAAGCAUCCAUAACCACACCACCGACAACAACCCCAGAUCAUGUUCAAACGAAACUCCCACCAGUCGCGGGACACGAGAAUACACAGCGGUUUCGCGAGUUCAACCUUGAAGGGCGCAUCGUGGCGGUAACAGGAGGCGGCCGCGGUCUUGGUCUAGCCAUGGCAGAAGCGUUGAUGGAAGCAGGGGCGAAUGUAUGGUGUCUCGACCGUCUCGAAAUCCCCGAUCCUGAAUUCGAAACUGCCAAGGAGCGUUCCAAAGGCGCCUACGGUGGCAGUAUGAACUAUACUCGCAUCGACGUGCGCGACCAAGCCCACGUCAACAGCGUAAUGGCCGAAAUUGCGGGGGAAAAGAAACGUCUCGAUGGGAUUAUCUGCGCUGCUGCGAUCAACCAUGUGCACAGCGCCAUCGGCCAUUCACAAGAGGCGUUGGAGGAGGUCAUGAAAAUCAACUAUAAUGGGGUUUUCAACUCGACUACUGCGGCUGCAAAACAGAUGUUCCAUCGCAAAAAUAACGGCUCGAUUCUGCUGGUCGCGACCCCCCUGGGGAGGUGUUUAGCUAUGGAAUGGGGUCGGCAUGGGAUCCGUGUUAACAGUCUUUGUCCCGGCCACAUUCUUACACCCAUGGUCGAGCAGGUUUUUGAACAGACCACUGCGGCACGAGCUACCUGGGAGGCGGAGAAUAUGCUGGGCAGACUGGCGCAAGCGGAAGAGUUCAGGGGCGCUGCUUUAUUUGCAAUGAGUGAUGCUAGCGCCUUCAUGACCGGCAGUAAUCUAGUGAUUGAUGGUGGGCACACGGCCUGGUAAUGAAAGCAGGAAUAGACAGAUGAUAGAGACGAGGCCUUGAUGUCCUGACAUUUCCUUAUUUUCCGUAUUUUCUUCUAUUAUUUUCAGGCAUAAACGCAGAGGCGCAUGGGUCUGAUGCGAGACUUCAAUCUUGUUAUUUGGCGCAAAAGAUUUACUAACGGAACUUUGCAGUUCGACAUGUUUUCGCAUGUCCCAAGGGUGUGUUCUCAUUCAUUCCGUUUUUUGCUCUCUGAUAAUCGACGGUGUUUGGUUAACUGGGUCUCUUGCAGAGUCAUGUAUAAAUGAGUGACCGUG